AUGGAUCAAGUGCCUCCUUGGCAACGCAUAGCCGAAGGUUAUGAGAGCCCGACGGAAGAGCCAUACGCAGAGUUUGAAUGGGUCAGUUCUCCUACGUCUCGUCGACAUCUCGCUCGUAAUUCAUCCCAAACGAUUGUAUGGCCACCAGCAACAGCGACAACUUCUGUCGUCGGCGCUUUUCAGCACACAGAUCCACCGCAAGGCAAUCGUCGCUCGGGACCUGCUACAACAAAGUCAAUCAAAGCAGAGCCACCGCCCAACGCUCCUCGUGGACCCAGAAACAACAUUCCUUCUCAAGCACCUCGAUUCCCUCGCAUACACCCAGACAGUCCAAAGGGCCCGUUUCGAAACUUUCGAAAAUGCCCGGUGCCUUGUGGAGAUGCGCCUCUUGGUCCGUCAUCCCGACCAUCAUCAAUGCAGCCACAAAGAUUUGCAGACUUCCGCGCAUCUAGCACUACUUCGUCAUCUGUUUCGAGUUCAUGGGACCCUCCUGAACUGGUACAUCCAUCGCGGAGACCUCUUGUCGACAGCACCGGCCCCCUCAAUGCUGCAGCUCGGGAUCAGUCGUCCGCUCGGACUUUCGAUAAUCCGGAACGUGCACACCUUUCUCCUGAAUCAAAUCGAUACAGCGGAACGCCUUCACAACAUGAAGCUGGACAGGCCAAAUCGCCAUACUCGCCAACUCCUGGCCCGUCUUCAUAUGGCCCUCGCCAAUCCGCCAAGCCUACCACCAAUAUCAGAUCUCCGAGCAAAGAGGGUACUAAGACUCCAGGGCCACUUGAUGGCAAGAAGGGGAUGGCCUCAGCCGAACUUGGUACGCCUCGUUUGUAUUCCACCUACAAGGACCUGCCUUCGACUUCAGCGCAGGAACCUGUGGCCCUACAACUUUCGAAAGCAGCAGGAAAGCAGCCGGUGAGAUCUGCAUCAAGCUCUGUAGCUGCCUCUACGCCAGCUGCAUCGCAAACUCAUUCUAUAAAUGAAAGCCAAGUAUAUCCCUGCCAUCUCUGCGGUGUCUGCUCUAAGUGGCACCGGGGUGGUGAUUGUCGUUACUGCGAGAAGUGCAACUCGUGGCAUUGGGCGGAUUGUCGUGAGUGUACAAGAUGCAAUACAUGGCAUGUCGGCCCUUGUAAAGUCUGCACAACAUGUGGGAAGAGACACGGAGGUGUGUGUCCCUCCUCCAAACCAUCACCAGAAUCACAGCUAUCCAGCAGCGGUCCUGGCGAGAGAGUUACUUCUUCCGCCACAGAAUCAUUGGAGCCCAGGAAGAAGACGACGCCGCUACCAGAUAUUGCCGCAACACGAGUCGAAACACCACUAAGAGCCAGAACGAGGGACGCAACUACAUCAACUAUGCCAGGGACUGCAGCCAGCACGAGAUCGGCUGAGACGUCCGACGACGAGAGUGAAGCUUGCAAGCAUCGUCAGAAGGGCAAAGAGUGUUUGCAAUGUGGAUGUGGAUGCGGGAGUUGUCAUCGCCCAGACAGAUUAUGCUCGAAACAGAGGGCUGAAGCGCGCGCCGGGAAGCGUAAGGCAGACGAUCCUGAUGUGAAGGUUGAGCCAUCUGCCAGCGAUGCGCAGCUCAGCCUGAUUCCAAGGCAGAAGAAGGCAAGGGUUCAAGAGUCAGUCGAUCCUGUUGUGAAGGUUGAAGAACCUGCUAUGCAGCUCAGAGAGUUGCCUAAGAAGAAGAAAAAGCCCAGGAAACGAGAGUCAGUGGGAUCGUGGUAUGACCCGAUUGAUGUGGAUUAG
This is a messenger RNA of Aureobasidium melanogenum CBS 110374, 1746 nucleotides long. RefSeq lists its product as uncharacterized. The transcript has 3 exons. NCBI's taxonomy places the organism in Eukaryota, Fungi, Ascomycota, Dothideomycetes, Dothideales, Saccotheciaceae. Bases 1 to 1746 code for a protein of 581 amino acids. The record is from RefSeq and is a predicted model, not a curated record.